Botrytis cinerea B05.10 is the source of this 761-nucleotide messenger RNA. RefSeq lists its product as hypothetical. NCBI's taxonomy places the organism in Eukaryota, Fungi, Ascomycota, Leotiomycetes, Helotiales, Sclerotiniaceae. The coding region runs from base 211 to 486 and encodes 91 amino acids. The record is from RefSeq and is a predicted model, not a curated record. The transcript is spliced from 3 exons.
GGCUCUUGAUGAUACAUUUUGAUAUUAUUUAAGGAUUAGUAUGGCUUAUUACAAUUCUUAUUUCAAUUAUUUUAGACUGUUUCAUUGUCCAAGGCCGUCUAAUUGUUCAAUCCUCACUCAGAUAUCCAAGUCUUGUCGUUUUCUUUUGUCUCCACAUCCUUCAGUUUGAUUAUAACCAAUUAGAGCCCAAACUAACUAUAUGGAUAGAAAAUGACGUUUAAUUCCACCGAACUCGAUAACAUACUCCGUCGCCUUUCUUCUGCUUCUCAGGGUAGAAAUCAUGCUGGUAGCACAAAUCAAGUGCCAAAACUUUCGAUUCGUGAGGCCGUACUCUACAGGGAGCACGAAAAGAAAAGAAAAGAACGGGAAGAAAAGGAAAUAAAAGAACAAGAAGAAAAGGAAGAAAAGAUGGCUCUCAUUGUAGCAAACGCCAGUGCUUUCACAGCGCCCGCUGUAUACGGCUUCUCACUCGUUAAUUCUGCUUGAACUCAGUGUUUCCCCGCCGCUGUCUUCGUUCUGCCUCUCCGAAUUUACUUGAAUUAAAUAUCAGGGAGCAAGCCCCAACUGGGUAUAAGCAAAAAUGCGUCUGCCCCACUUCUGAUCUAUUUGUGAUAUAUUGUGAAAGGUUGGAAUAUCACUUUUGUGAUGGUGAUGACUUAUCCAUACUCUUGCCCCUUUUCACCCCGCUCGCCCCUUCCUUAAUUGGCCUUCCCUCCAUGCCCUGAUUCAUAUCUAAGUCAUACUCCAACGCUCAACACUCA